UUCAGUCUUCAAAAUACAGCUUCUCUGAUACUCUGAGGAAACAACACCUAUCAGACUGCUAAUUUUUUUUUGAGAGCUGCAGUCAUCGGCCUCCCGAGGAAUUAAACGGCCAUCAGGAAGUUGUAGGUGCAGAGAGGUGGAGAAUGCAAGUGAAUAACACUGGAAAGAGACCGCACAUUCUUCUUGCUGCUUGCGGAAGUGUUGGUGCAGUAAAGUUUAAAAGCCUAUGCCACGGUUUUUCUGAAUGGGCAGAAGUUCGAGCAGUUGCCACGAGGGCAGCAUUGUUGUUUAUUGACCCAGCAUCCCUCCCAAAGAAUGUCUAUCUUUACGGCGAUGAGGACGACUGGAUCAAUUGGGGCAGAAUUGGUGACGAUGUGCUUCACAUUCAGCUUUGCAACUGGGCUGAUAUUAUGGUUAUUGCUCCACUCUCAGCAAACACACUCGGAAAGAUUGCGGGAGGAUUGUGUGAUAAUCUAUUAACUUGCAUUGUACGGGCAUGGGACUACAGCAAGCCUUUCUUUGUUGCACCUGCCAUGAGUGCUCUAAUGUGGAACAACUCCUUCACGGAAAGGCAUCUAGUGUCUGUUGAUGACCUCGGAAUUGCUCUCAUACGACCAAAGUUGAGCAGUGGGGAACAGUGCAAUUGUGCCAUGGCUGAACCCAGCCUCAUUUCCUCGACUGUCAGGCUAUUCUUAGAGUCACGGCGCGAGCAAAAAGAAACAGCCACAGCAGUAACAUGCAUCACGUAAAAUCGUGAAGGGGGUCAUUUUUCUUUUUUGCAUUCAAAUUAGAAGCUGCAAUAAGAAAGCCCUUCGCAUUCAUCUGUGUGACUGUGACCCUGUGCUUGUACUCAGAUUGGAUGGGGUAUGCUGUAAAUGUUAUUUAUAUCUUCUCACUUGUAAUCCUACUUGGCAUCAUUUUGUCCGGUGGAUGUUUGGAACCACAUAUUUUAU
Cucurbita pepo subsp. pepo (vegetable marrow) is the source of this 953-nucleotide messenger RNA. RefSeq names its product phosphopantothenoylcysteine decarboxylase HAL3. Gene Ontology annotation, biological process: coenzyme A biosynthetic process. The record is from RefSeq and is a predicted model, not a curated record. Gene Ontology annotation, cellular component: phosphopantothenoylcysteine decarboxylase complex. Gene Ontology annotation, molecular function: FMN binding; phosphopantothenoylcysteine decarboxylase activity. NCBI's taxonomy places the organism in Eukaryota, Viridiplantae, Streptophyta, Magnoliopsida, Cucurbitales, Cucurbitaceae.